UUGCCAUAUUGUGUCAUACAUUGCGUCACAGCAGGUGAUUGCUCAUUUAUUAGACCCAAACCAACUUCAUUUUUUGGAAUAACUAAUUGCUUUACAAAACAGCACAACUGGCUGAGGGCGAUCUGCUCGUUCCUAACAAAGCUCAGUUUCGUGCUUUCGAUAAUUGGUGCAAUGUGUGCUUGGAUAGCGUACAAUCCAAACAUCAACUACCUUGGUAUCGCUUGUAUGACGUUCAACAUUUUGAAUUUUGGAGCACCACUGGCUGGAUUGGGAGUAGUUCUGCGAAAACGCUGCUGUGAUUCGUUACCGUUGCCGAUGUGUGUCACAAAUUUACUGGUCUCAUCACAAUGGUUCCUGUAUGGAAACAUCGUUCAGGACAAAUAUAUUAUGGCACCCAACGGUAUCGGAAUGGCCUUGGCUGUGUUCCAACUCAGCCUGUUUUUGAUUUUCCCACGAAAAGAAAACGGAAAGUCAAUGGUUUCUCAGGUGGCUGAUUUCUUUACUUCAGUACCUGCAGAGACUGAAGUUGAUCAUGAAAAAGGUAGGUCUGGAGAAUCAACUGGAAUUAGUUUUUUUCAAAAGAAUACUUCCAGUUUCGGUGCUGUUAUCGCUGAAUUGCAACAAGCACGUCCGCGAACCACCAGCGAACCAGAAAUUUCAAAGUUCAAAAAAGUCUGA
Molecule: messenger RNA, 678 nt
Organism: Haemonchus placei
Lineage: Eukaryota; Metazoa; Nematoda; Chromadorea; Rhabditida; Trichostrongylidae
Source: the annotation of a GenBank genome assembly